Messenger RNA from Durusdinium trenchii, 1167 nucleotides. Lineage: Eukaryota; Dinophyceae; Suessiales; Symbiodiniaceae. The record is from the annotation of a GenBank genome assembly.
AUGGCCGGGUCCAAGGAGGUGCCUGCCUCCAGACCUACCUCCCGCUCAGAAGGCUUGAAGACUCUAGCUUCCUCCCUGGAUGCACUCACGGGCCGCGUCAGCGCCUUGGAGGUCAUGAUGGGUGCUGAAAGGAGGUUGAUGCCGGCUACGAAUGUGCAAACAUCAGUGCCAUCAGAUGAGGUGCCUUCAGCGCCCUCCAUGCCUUCGGCAGAUGCACAGGUCGCAGCACCAUCAGACCAAGUGCCUUCAGCACCCUCCAUGCCUUCAGCAGAUGCACAGGUCGCAGCACCAUCAGACCAAGUGCCUUCAGCACCUGCCAUGCCUUCGGCAGAUGUACAGGUUCCAGCGUCAGCAGACCAGGUGCCUUCAGCACCUGCCAUGCCUUCGGCAGAUGUACAGGUUCCAGCGCCAGCAGACCAGGUGCCUUCAGCACCUGCCAUGCCUUCGUCAGAUGCACAGGUCCCAGCGCCAGCAGACCAGGUGCCUUCAGAACCCUCCAUGCCUUCGUCAGAUGCACAGGUUCCAGUGCCAGCAGACCAGGCGCCUUCUGCACCCUCCAUGCCAUCGGCAGAUGCGCAGGUCCUAGCGCCGGGGGUUGACCAAGCACCUGUUGAGCCUGACAACCCAAGAGACGAGCUUCGGCCAUCGAAGACCCCACCGGAGCGGCCAGUGGUGCCACGCCUGGUGGGGCUCAGGGAGGUUCAAGAGUGUGUGGAGGAAAGCCAUGAUUUGGAAGAGAAGCUAUCGUUCUUAGAGUUUCACAGCCGGAGCCCAGAGCAAAGCAGCAUCUUGAAUGAAAUUGUGCAGGACGUCCGCCUUUGCCUGAAGCGUUGCGAGCUGAUUUUGCAGCUCCCAGAGAUCAAAGCCUUUAUCAAGAAGUUUCAGUCGUCCCUGCAGGUCAAUGCCGUGUUGCACGACAGUUGGCUGGGCCCUACGAAGAGCCGCCUCUUCGAGGACGAGGAGGCGCCCAAGAUUGAGCCAUGCAAAUCCACGGGUGAUCUCACUUCUGUGGCGGCGGACCCCUUCCACGCGCGCCCAGCUGUGAAGCGUGGAGAAUUCAACAAGCGCCCCUUCCGCACGGUCAAUGAUUGGGCUCGGCCCCACACGCCCCUCACGUUAGACCCUCGGGGCAAAGCUCCCCCCAGCCUGCCAGAGAUUCCGCGGUGA